Cyprinodon variegatus (sheepshead minnow) is the source of this 7231-nucleotide messenger RNA. Its product is annotated as solute carrier organic anion transporter family member 5A1-like. Bases 615 to 3287 code for a protein of 890 amino acids. Gene Ontology annotation, biological process: transmembrane transport; sodium-independent organic anion transport. The transcript has 9 exons. NCBI's taxonomy places the organism in Eukaryota, Metazoa, Chordata, Actinopteri, Cyprinodontiformes, Cyprinodontidae. Gene Ontology annotation, cellular component: membrane. Gene Ontology annotation, molecular function: protein binding. The record is from RefSeq and is a predicted model, not a curated record.
GCAGCUGAAAAACACUGCGGAUUGCUGCAGUGCUGCUCCUGUUUCCUCUGAUAAAUCCUCUCCUCCUCCUCUAACUGCGGAUUUUCCCCCAUUAUUUUAAUCCUUCAUCCUGAGGGGAGGAUCUCUGCACAUGACAGCCUGUGGGAGGACAGCUGCUGCGGACCGAGGGUUGCCCUUGACUAGGGGAGGAGCUGGAGAGGACAGCGGGGGCCCCCAUCGCGCCCAGCACUGAUGGAGGGGACAUUGUGACGGAGCUGGACCGCCGGGGGAUGCUGGCCGGGCCCCGCAGAGGGACUUCAUCUCAGCCGGCCGUGGAGCAGCAGCAAAGGGGGAUCUGCUGGGAGCCCCGGUGAGGGAAGCCUGAAUGUUCUCCACCUUAGGAUUAGAUUGUGUCAGAAGGCAAGUGUGCAUGAGCAGAUAAACAAAGCCAGCCCAGACUGAGGUGUCUGCACUGCAGAUAAGCAGAAGCUGCAUCAUUUCUUUCUGUAUUGUUGUCCUAAUGUGGGCCUCCAGUUCUUAUUGAUUGUCCAGACUGGUGAUAACCAUCAUGGCAUCAGUGACUGAACUCUGACUGUGAUCUUGCACUGUGAGGUUUUUAGGCUUUGUUAGAAAUAAUGGCUGAGCAUGAGGAGGCAGAGUUGUCGGAGUCUCUUAGGAAGGAGGAUGGAUUCUCCAGUGAACCAGAAGAGCCGGGUACCAAUUUCAAAUCCAAAAGUUUGCCGGUCUUAAAUGAAGCAGCUCCCCAGGAGAAAACUUUACUGGACAGCUCCACAUGUAUGUCCAUAACAGCUGAAGAGAGCUCAGAGUUCAUCCGGCUGCCCAAAAAGACAGAAUCUUUCCAGUCUGAGUCCCCAGUGAGAUCCGGCUACCUGACAAAGCCUGGGAAGUCAUCUCUGAACAGGCCGAGCUCCUACAUGGAAAACACGGAGAUCCGUAGGAGUAAAACCUUGGCCAGUAGGAACCCCCCGAACUUUUUCACGUCCAGACUCGCUCAGAUCCGCCUGCCGAGCAGGAAGUACCUGAGCCUCAUCCUGCAGGACUCUCGCUGCUUCCUGUUCUGCAUGUGUUACCUGACCUUCAUCCAGUCUCUCAUGGUGUCCGGCUACCUCAGCAGCGUCAUCACCACCAUAGAGAAGAGGUACAGCCUGAGAAGCUCAGAAUCAGGCCUCCUGGUUAGCUGCUUUGACAUCGGAAGCCUCCUGGUGGUGGUCUUCAUCAGCUACUUUGGUGGAAGGGGUCAGAGGCCUCGUUGGCUGGCGGUUGGUGGGAUCUUCAUCGCUGUGGGCGCCGCUCUCUUCUCCUUACCUCACUUCAUCUCCCCGGCAUACCAAAUCCAGGAACUCAACUCAUCCUCGGCUAACGAAGGCCUGUGUCUGAACAGCAACGCCAGCGGCAGGGAUCGAGUCGACAUCACUUCCUGUCCCAGGGACCAGGAUGGCAACGAACAUCGGCUGUAUGUGGCGUUGUUUGUCAUCGCACAGAUCCUGGUGGGAAUGGGCUCCACGCCCAUCUACACACUGGGACCCACAUACCUGGAUGACAACGUCAAGAAGGAGAACGCCUCGCUCUAUCUGGCCAUCAUGUAUGUAAUGGGAGCACUGGGCCCAGCAGCUGGUUACCUCCUGGGAGGAGUCCUCAUUGGUUUCUACGUCGACCCCAAGACCGUGGUCAACAUCGACCAGAGCGAUCCUCGCUUCAUCGGCAACUGGUGGAGCGGGUUCCUGCUGUGCGCUGUGGCCAUGCUGCUGGUGAUAUUCCCCAUGUUCACUUUCCCCAAGAAGCUCCCUCCUCGACACAAGAAGAAGAAAAGGAGGAAAAAGCUGAGCCUGGACGACAUGUCCAGCGACGAUGACGUGCUGAAGGAGAAGAGCAACAACAGCAAGCACCAGACGGUCACAUCGUCCAUGGGCUUCGGCAAGGACAUCCAAGACCUCCCUAAAGCUGCAGUGAGGAUCCUCAGCAAUGUCACCUUCCUCUUCGUCAGCUUGUCCUACACGGCAGAGAGCGCCAUCGUCACCGCGUUCAUCACCUUCAUCCCUAAGUUCAUAGAGUCCCAGUUCGGGAUCCCGGCCUCCAGUGCCAGCAUCUACACUGGUGUGAUCAUCGUGCCCAGUGCCGGCGUGGGCAUUGUACUUGGCGGCUACAUCAUUAAGAAGCUGAAGUUGGGGGCUCGGGAGUCGGCCAAGCUGGCGAUGAUCUGCAGCGGGGUGUCACUUCUCUGCUUCUCUACGCUCUUCAUCGUGGGCUGUGAAAGCAUCAACCUCGGAGGGAUCAACAUCCCCUACACCACCGGGCCGACGCUCACCAUGACUCAGAGGAACCUGACAGGAGGCUGUAACGUGAACUGUGGAUGUAAGAUCCACGAGUACGCUCCGGUCUGCGGCUCCGAUGGGAUCACCUACUUCAACCCCUGCCUGGCCGGCUGCAGCAGCGUGGCCAACGACAGCAACGGGAUCCGGAACUACUCAGACUGCGCCUGCGUGCAGAGCCGACAGGUCAUAACGCCGCCGUCCAGCGGUCAGGGCAGCAACCAGCUGCAGCUCGUCAUCGUCAAAACCUACCUGAACGAGAACGGCUAUGCCGUGUCAGGGAAGUGCGAUCGCACCUGCAAUACCCUCAUCCCGUUCCUCAUCUUCCUCUUCAUUGUCACGCUCAUCACCGCCUGCGCCCAGCCCUCUGCCAUCAUCGUCACCCUCAGGUCUGUUGCAGAGCAGGAAAGGCCUUUUGCUUUAGGGAUGCAGUUUGUUCUCCUCAGAACUCUAGCUUACAUCCCAACACCAAUCUACUUUGGUGCGGUCAUUGACACCACCUGCAUGCUGUGGCAGCAGGACUGCGGCGUCCACGGCUCCUGCUGGGAAUACGACGUCACCUCCUUGAGGUUUGUUUACUUCGGCUUGGCCGCCAGCCUCAAGUUCCUCGGCUUCCUCUUCAUUUUCCUCACCUGGUACUCCAUCAAGUACAAGGAGGAGCGGGUGGAGCGCUGGCUCAAACGGCAUCUGUCGCCCGUGGACACCGUCGGGAGUCUCGUGUGCCACCCGGGGGGCCAUAAGGGCCACGCCCGCACCCGCUCCUGUCCUGUCAACAUCCCACGCACCGACCAUGCUAUGCCUCACAUUAACGGCCCUCUGCGCGCUGGCGCCCUUAACCGAGGCGUUAGUACACAGAGUUGUCCUGGCAAUGAGCUUAAAGCAAUAACUCCUCCCCCUCCUCCGGCAGGUUCGCCUGCAGCAGCCGCCUCCACUCCCGCUCCAGCUCGCUCGCUGGAACACGUUUCAGUCAGAGUUUAAAUCCUUGAAACUCAGCCCAGAACCGUUUUUUGGCCCAUGACUCCCCUGUCUUGGUCAGAACCCAUCCAGAGGCCCAGAUUUAUUCAAAUGUUGGGCAGACCAGAGAGCUCAGAGAGCUUUAUGUGAGGGGAAAAAAAAAAAAAGAGAGAGAGAGAGAAAUCUGCUUGAGAGGUUUUCUUUGUGAUGCAGCAGCUGGUGCAUUGAGCAGAGAAAAGCUCCCGUCUGGAUGGAUGGUAGUUCACUGAUCAUAAAUCCCGCCCACACCCCGGCUACAUGUGCCUUCUGUCACUUCAGCCCUCACAUGUGCAGAACAACCAGAAAUCAGCCCGACAGACUAGAAGACUCUCCUGAAUGGAUACCUCAGCUUCCCCCUAACAUCUGCGUACUACUUCUUCUUCAUUUUCUGUUUUUCUGUCUUCACCGUCACGCAAGCAAUGUUUGUCCUCUUCAGAACAAAAAUUAUUUAAAAAAAAGAAACAAAAAAAAAAACUCCUGGAAAUGUGAUACAGGAUGAUUUAGUGUCAGGAACUGGAAACCGAUGGCAUGGUGCUAUGUGAAAACAGUGUUUAGAGUCCAGGUUUUCUCUCUUGUAUGUUUUAACAGUCUAAAUGCAGCUUGCAGGUCAGCAGGCCGAGCAGCAGAACAGGUUUCUGUCCAGUGGAAGGCCUUUUGUUGUUCCCUCUAAGGGGAGGAACCACUAGUGGUCUGGUUUCCUCUUUGCCAGCUCUGUCCAUUGCAUCCAUUCAUCUCAGCAGUGUUGCACAACCCACUAAGCUGCUCAUCCUGAGCAGAAUAGGAUCAGCAUCUGUCCUCCUGAAUACAAUCCUGGAGAAAUGAGCCACAUGCAGUCUGUUGAUUGAGGAAAGGAAGAAAGCUAGAAGGACAUUACUAAGAUAUUCUAUUGAUAACAGAAACAUUUUUACUGAAAACAAGCAGCUGAGCGCCAUGAAGCGGUCCUGAUGAAGUUAUCUCCUCUUUAUCAGCAGUGAAAGGAGUACGCUGUCUAAAUAUGCAGGCUGAGAGCUUUCCUUCCCUCCAUAAUGGCAGUUACAUUUUUUUUAGUCUCUAUUGAUCUUCCUUUUGGAAAAAAUGAGAUAAAUUCUCAGUAUCACACUUUGUGAUACUGUUCACUACAGUCUCACACAGAAUGAGCUCCGCUCUUAUCAGUCAAAAGCAGCUGGAUCGAAGUAACAGAACAAAAACCUCUCAGUCUGAAAAUCAUUUAUGAUGCUCCUAUCCUCUUAGUGCUCACAAACAAGGUUUAUCCACACUAAGUUGCUCUGCUGCAAGUCUGAACAGGUUUAAUUUCAGCUUGAGGAAAAAUUCCUGCAGAUCUUCUCUGUCUAAGAUUUCCGCAGAAUCGCUUAGAAUGCAAUCUAAAAAGUAUGAAAUUAAAUUAAAAUGGUCAUUAUUUAGGCACAUUAGGUGAGCAACAACUUUAUUGCCCCUAGCAAGUAGCAGAGAUAGCUGUGGCGCAAUUUGGAGGUGUGUUAAAUCUCAAUUUUAAAAACUUAGCUAGAAUAUAAACCUUAGAGAAUAAUGCUUUAUCUUUUAUAGUUGAGCCUUUCUUUGUUUAAUAACCUUAAUUAGUAUAUAUUUUUUUAAUCUAGCUGAUCAAUUAGUAUUUGCUUAGCAGUUGUUUCGUUGAUAAAUAUUUAGAUGAAUAAGGCCUAUAUAGAGCACUGGAUGGGGUUACGCCAUUUUAUAUGAGUGUCCGAAUGUCGAGUGGAUGAAAAAGUAGUGAACUCAAGAUUUCCUACGAUGCGUCUUGAAAAGUAGUUUCAUCCAUGGUCACUAGAGGAGCAGAUAUAUCUCAAAAGGCUUUGCAAGAGUUCUCCUUACAAAGCAUUAUGGGAUUUGUUUUCAGGGCGAGAGAGAACAAAGAUGGUGCAGGCCAGGUGCGGGGAGACAGAGUCACGUGACCAAUAGGGAGCGAAAACUCGUGGUCAUCUCAUCUGUUAGCUGAGUGCGCUAUAAAGCCCACUAUAUAGUCUCUGCUCUAUAUAGUGAUCGAGGGGUUAGGGCGGACGUUCAGACACAGCUAUAAUCUCGUGCAGUACUUUUAGAAGUUAAAUGGUAAGAUUUUCAAAAAAGGAAAAGACUUGUUGAAAUAGUCCCGAUAUGCAGGAGUACUGCAUGCAUAGCAUACUGUUUUAUAAUCACUUUUGUGACAAUUCAAAAUAAGUGCUUCUCAAACAGGUUCGGGAAACUGCUCAAAUAAGAAGAAGCUGUUGCUUUUUUUUUUUUUUUUAUGUAUCAUUAGGCUGUACUUAGAUGUACUACGAUUAUUUCCAGGUUAAUUUCCCAUCAGUUAUAUGAUGUAGCUGCAGCGCCAAGAUCAUUGUAGGGUAGGGCCAUACAAUGAUCUGAGGUAAGGCCAAACAUCAAACUGAAAACAACGCCACCCAGUAUUUAUUUCAAAGAGUACUAGAAACUCUUUUGAUGAAGUAUGCUAAAAGACUAAAAUAAGGCGAGCAUUGUCAUUAACCAAUAAAACGUUAAAAACUAUUACCCACUUAAAAACAUUAAAAUAAUUGGGCCUAACACUAAAUGAUACACUAAAAUGUAAAAUUGUAAAGGGUCAUGAAGAAGACCAGAAACACAGAGGCAGAGUUUGGAGCAUCUGUGUGUAGUCUUCUUCUUCUUCUUCUUCUUCCAGCUGCUGUAGUGAGCAUCCCGUACGGGAUGAUGGUUUGCCACAAACCAAUUCUGUCGACAGUGAAGUAAAACUCAGGGCAGUCCCCUGUCCACACCACACACAAGUUUGCCAACUGCAGCAGCUGGCACAUUGUGCCAGGUUAGUGAAGUGUCACUAAUGCCCAUGGGCAGAGAAACUCUUCCCAACGGUUGUGAGGAUCGUCGUACCCUGGCUUCACCCCGUCUCUCAUGCAGCUGCAUCUGCUGCUCAGUGUUGUCUCCACUCUUCCGUGCCAUCGCCCUUUCCCAGCCUUUUAAACCAUCUCCAUGAAAUGCUGCCUUAAAUGGCCUUUCAAACUCAUUGCUUAUUGGGCAACAAUGUACCACACGUACAAAUGCUCACAGGAUUAAAAACAGGAAGUCAAAAUGCACAAGUAGUAUACUAUGAAAACACUUUGAAAAUAUCACUCUGAAAUCAAUAUACACAACAUACAAUGCAGAGGGUGCAGUGCUUAAUAGUCUUCCUGUGACGAAUCCAUCCUGUCCUGCCUACUGUGGAAUCCACAAACAAAAACAUGGUAUUACUUACUGUAACAGGAAAUUCCACAGGGAAAAACAGGAACUAUGGACAGAUGCUGGGCCUCAUUCCUGCAUCAUUUUUUAAGUGUUCUUCAUGUGAAAAAUGUCGGACGCUGCUGAUCAGUCCUCAUACAGUAGAGCGUCAUCUAUUUAAGCAGAAACAAGUAAAGUGUUAAAGUUAAAUCUUUUAUCAUAAUUAAAUCUCGUUUGUAAAGGACGCCAGUCCCUCCUGGAGCUGAACCUGAUGCUACACAGAAAACUUUCCACUUACAGCUGAUUACAAACUACAUUUGAGAUAAUUAUACAACAGAGCAAUAAAAAGGUUUUGAUACAGAAAAGUGGGCUUGAUGUAACAUAUGAAUACCCACUUAAAGGUUUGUAUUGACCAUUGGUAAUUAUAAUGCGUUAAAAUUAGCCUUAUUAGAGGGGAUAGUCUGAUUUAUUGAAUUUUUCUCCUGAGGUUUUCUUAUGUGGUUUGGAAUCCUGAUGGUGGUAAGAAGUUCUAUCUAGACAUGUUUUUGUGGCGGCAGGGUUCAGAAGGAAGCUCCUAGGCAAGGAUCUGUAGAUCCCCCACCUCCUAGUGGCUGGCACUCUAUUGCCGAAUUUACACCACCCCUCUGAAACCGAUCCGUGCCGAGAUCGGACUGAGCCUGGAUCAGUUAACCGUGCUGAGCUUGGUUCCUUACGACCAUUUACGCAUCACGCUAGCACGAUUCCUUGCCUCCUAU